GUUUCCGCGGCAGUGGCGGUCACCACGCGGCAGAUUACACAGAUUACGACCGAUUACAUUUGUACUCCAUCGCUGACAGCCGUUUCUUUUCUCGGGACGACCACCGCGCUCCCACCUCGUGUGCUUUUUGUCGCGCGGCGGCUCGAGCUGGAGUACGCACUCGACCGUCCUGGCGUAUCAUCCUGAUCGCGGAAAGCUGUGUCGUCGUGUCCACGAAAACGCCGAGUGCCUCGAUCGAGAUCCGGGAGCAUUGGAAGAGACUAAAUAUCGUACGACGUCCGCGUUCGAUACCAUGGAACGCAAGGAUGAACGCGCCGAUGGCAGCGACAGGCUCUGUUGACGUUGACAUCAAUAUUCGUAAUGAUGGAACAGACGAGACGUCAAGGUGCAUCACGACGUCACGAAGAGAGAUUUGAAUUUAGAACGAAGGAAACCCAACGCCGGUGAAUCCUUUAGAAUAUUGGCGAAACACGAGACGAAUGAAAAAUAAUUAUUCGCGUUUAUCCAAUAUCUAGAGAUGUGUCACGACAGUAAAAGCUGUCAAUGUAAAGUUGGUCCACGUCACGUUGUCCCUCACGAAAGGAGUACUAUAUAGCGCAGAUUUCAUUCUGCGCGCUUCGCACAAGGCACAGUUCAAAUGUUUUUAUGUAGAUUCGUCAAGCGCUGUCCGAGGGAAAAGAUCAUAAAGUGAUCGCGAAAGGAAAAUUGCCGUGUGAGGAAUAUCGGCUGAGGCAUCGGUGAGGAUGCGAAAGAUAUAAAAGUUAAGAAGUGAGAAGAGUUGGGUCAUCAUGUUGAUAUCUUAAGAACACUCUUCUGACUCUAAUGGGGGAAUCCGCUCGUGUCGGCUGGGUCAUGCCGCGGCGAUGCGGCGGAUUCCAAGAAUAACGGAGCGCGAAACUUACUAAGGCGGCGGGCUGCGGGCUGGGAAACGUCUCUGACGUUUAGCGGAUUUCGUCCAGGAGUGACGCGAUGUGACGCUGAUGUCACCUGAAAGUGCUGUGCGGCUUGAUCGCGUCAACGUAUCACGUCCCGAUCGUCCCUUAACGGACAUCCGCGAGAAGCUAAUGCAGCGAUCGUCAGCUGAUACUUUAUGGUGCGACGCCACUUGUUUGGAAUUUGUUUUGCUAGCGGUGUAAUGAACAUUGAACACACGAUUCAACAUGGCACUGCGAAAGCGAUUGAACAAUCUGAUUUGUAUAUUCUGAUAAUUCUCGUGUAUAAAUCGUGUAUAAAUCGAUAGAUUGAUUAAAAAAAUCGCCAUUUGCAUUUUGGAGACUCGUGAGACGUGAGGAUCUGAGAGGUUGACACGUCCGGGAACGGCAUGAGCAACGGCGGCGAAGGUGUGGUGACGGGCCCGGGUUCCGGCAGCGAUCGCUUGUGCGAGGACGUCGAUAUGGCAACUCCGACGUCAGCGUCAUCGAAUCUGAAGCCGCGAAGCGGCAAGAUCAGCUUCAGCGUCGAUGCCCUGCUGAGCGGCACGAAGAAGAGCGCCAUCGGCGGCAUCGGCGGCACCUUCGCAGUCAGGCAGCGAGACAAUGACGACAGGAUGGACACCGAGAAGAAUCUCGAGAUGGAGACGAGAUAUCGAGAGCUCUUGAUAGAGCAGCAGAGACUUCAGAGCAGAGAGCUGCUCGCCAGGCUGAGCCCUCACGGGCUCGCCAGUUUUGGCAAUCAUCACCACCAUCAUCACUCGAACAGGCUCGAGCAGGAUCAUCCACCCGCUCGGCAGGAGAUACUCAUGGUGAAGGACUUUUCUAGAACGAGCCAUGACAAGUCGUCCUCGCCCAUCAGAAUAGAUCAGGAGAUGCCGAGAGACCGACUGACGACCAGUUCGCCGAGCGCGAUCGGCGAAACGAUGCUCCAGCGAGAACAAGAGCGUAUUCAGGAGGAGGACGACAGGAUCGAUAGGAUCACUAAUCCAAGAUCCGUGUCACCCGCGAGCAGACGAGAGAUCCUCGACGAUCGUAGCGACUCCGAGGCGAAUCGCUCGUUGGAAGGGGACCGGACGACGGAUCAUCUGGACCUCGAGGACCACGAGAUUAGGAGCGUGGGUCAGUCCGAGGAUCUGAACGUGAUGGACUCGGACUGCGAGCUGGAGAGGGAUCUGGAGGCCAGCCAGGAGAAGGAGGAGAAGUCCAGCCCGGUAGUGCCUCAACCGAUUCAUCCUGGGGUGCAAAGGCCGUCGCAGGGCCCGCCGUAUCUCGCCGGAGCACCCGGCGCUCCCGGCGGCUGGAACCCCGCGGGAUUUCCGCAUUCUCUGGCGGGGUUUGCGUGGCUGCCCCCACCUCCGCAUCCGCACAAUCCCCAUGGUCAUCUUUACACGCCGCACGGUGGACCCACCAGCCCGAAUGGAGACUUAAGAUUGCCGGGACCCGGACCAGGCCCGGUCCGAUGCACCCUCAGAAAGCACAAGCCAAACCGGAAGCCGAGAACGCCGUUCACGACGCAGCAGCUGUUAUCGCUGGAGAAAAAGUUUCGCGAAAAACAGUACCUAACGAUAGCCGAAAGAGCAGAGUUCUCGUCGUCCCUUCACCUCACGGAAACGCAGGUGAAGAUCUGGUUUCAAAAUCGAAGGGCCAAGGCGAAGCGACUUCAGGAAGCGGAAAUAGAGAAGCUAAGACUAUCCGCGCGACCUCUGCUGCACCCCAGUUUCGGAUCGGGGCUAAUGUUCUCCGGGGUGGGCCCGCCUGGUACCCCAGGAGUGCCUCCCUUUAUUGCAGCUGCCAUGGCUAGGCACACCCAUGCCGCGGCGGCGGCGGCCAUGUUCAUGGGGCCGCCUGGGCACCGACCUUAAUAAUGAUAUGCAAGGUAUAAUACGCGUGUAAUUCGAAGUCAUUCGUGAUGUCAUCAUUUGAAGACUCAACAAGCUCCUCACUAAGGAAUGAUGCAAGAUCUAGAAAGUUGUGAGAAAGCGGAAGAACCUGAAAGCUAAGGAUUUAUGGAGAUGAAAAUUAACAACGUUUAUUCAAGGAUCCGAAGAAGAAUCUAAACUCUGGAAAUUUCGGAAACAAUCUGAAGAAAAAUAAUGGAUAACUAACCGAGUAUUAAGAACUGGAGAAAGCAAAGAUCUUCGAGUUGAUGACUGAAAAAUUUGAGAACUCGGAGAGCUAAAGAGAUUGAAAAUUUGAAAACUGGAUGUUCAAGAGAGCAAGAGUUAACAAUUUUAGAAUUCAAGAUUCUGAGAACUCCAGAAAUUGAAAAAUAAAAAGAAAUCUAAUAAAAUAAUUUGUAAAAUGCACUGUAAAAUAUGGAAAUUAAUUUUCGUUAGUGAUCUUUCUUUCGCGCGAAGAGAGAAAAUUAUCUGAGAGCUUUUGGCUGCAUUUAUUUAUUAGUCUAUCCUAAAUUUAAUAAUUCAACUUUUUACAUGUCGAGGAUAUUGGAACUCGCUAUUUGGCGUUGGAAAUCGAAAUUGACUAGGAAUGACUAAUGACACAUCAAUCUGAACUGCUUAUCUCCAGAGAGGUGUAGAGAUGACCUGAAUUUCGAUACGUGAAAUCUGAAGCAAUCGUUCGAGGAACCUGAAAGGGAACUCAAAAAAGGAAUAAUCGUUUCGAAAUUUUCCUGGGACAAUGAAAUACGUAUAAAUCGGCGCCUCGAGAGGUGCGCGAAAUUUGAUCUCAAGAGAAAGCACGAGUGUACAUAGUGUAAAUAAAUACGCGUUCGUAUGGUAACUAUGGGUGUACGUAUGUAUAUAUACACACGUGUACAGGACGCUUCGAUUACCCUCGAGAUGAGGAAAAUCGCAAAGAACGAUUGUUCGAGAAUUAAUUUUAACGAUUCGGGCCGCGUUGAAUCUGACAAAUGUUCCGGAUGUGUUUUGAAUGUGGAUUGGUCGAGAGAGUGCAGCGUUGUGAAUGUACGAGGUACGUUUAAACAAUUCCGAGAGUCUGAGAGCGUUAAGAAAAGAACGAGUCAACGUCAAAGCCAAAUGUAAUAGUCAUUUCUCUGAAAGUAAUUCCUAAUAUCGAGGAAAACACGUUUCUUCGUGUUUAUCAAAAAUUUUCUUUUUUAUCUUUUUAAAGUCUUUUAGGUCGCGAAAAGUUUUUAGUUAUAUUUUUAUAGAAACAUCGGUGAUAUUGUUUAGGAAUAUAAAUAAAAAAUAAGCCAGUGAUUCGUCAUCGUCAAGAGUACAGUUCAUAAUUCACUUAAUCUCGUUAUCUUUUAAACUUGUUGAAUUUUGUUUCUAUGCGAGAGAGGAGGUGGAGCAAGCAAAUGCGUGUAAAUUAUGUAUCAGCUUGUGUCGAUCGUGAAUCGAGAGAAAUGGAAUCGCUCAUAGACAGUAAAAGCUAACGUUACGAAUGUGGCGUGGUUCUAGACGUACCUAUGCGCCUUGUAUAAAUGUAAGAUGAUAACUUAUCCAUGGAAGUAUAUUAUAGCGAAAUAAAAGAUUUCAGUAUUUA
Pogonomyrmex barbatus (red harvester ant) is the source of this 4400-nucleotide messenger RNA. It is a transcript of the gene Msx, whose product is annotated as homeobox protein Msx. Gene Ontology annotation, biological process: regulation of transcription by RNA polymerase II; embryonic morphogenesis. Gene Ontology annotation, cellular component: nucleus. Gene Ontology annotation, molecular function: RNA polymerase II transcription regulatory region sequence-specific DNA binding; DNA-binding transcription factor activity, RNA polymerase II-specific. The record is from RefSeq and is a predicted model, not a curated record. NCBI's taxonomy places the organism in Eukaryota, Metazoa, Arthropoda, Insecta, Hymenoptera, Formicidae.